Messenger RNA from Rhipicephalus microplus (southern cattle tick), 1860 nucleotides. RefSeq names its product potassium/sodium hyperpolarization-activated cyclic nucleotide-gated channel 1. Gene Ontology annotation, cellular component: HCN channel complex. The record is from RefSeq and is a predicted model, not a curated record. Gene Ontology annotation, molecular function: voltage-gated potassium channel activity. NCBI's taxonomy places the organism in Eukaryota, Metazoa, Arthropoda, Arachnida, Ixodida, Ixodidae. Gene Ontology annotation, biological process: potassium ion transmembrane transport; sodium ion transmembrane transport; regulation of membrane depolarization.
AUGGAAGAAGAGCCCCAAGCCACGCCGAAGUUCAACUCCAAGCUGAGCCGCGCCUCCGUCAAGCGGCGAGGAUCUUCGGCACCUGCCGGGCCGACGCUAAGCGACAUGGCUCCGUUGCUUAGCCAAACGCUGGAGAUGGCGCGCCCUCCCGUCAAGAAGUUUCUCAAGCACGGUCUCGACACGCCGGUUCCCGUGAAGAGGCUCGCGCGUCAAGGAACGACAACGGCGUUUUCUAACACCACGUACGGCUCUGUCCGUGCCACCGGAGCUGAGACGGACGAAGCUGCGGUCGAGAAACGCGAGCAGCUGAAGCGGCAACUGGAGCUGUUCUUGCUUCCGGAGAAUCCGCUGCUGUCUUCGGCCCUGCUUCGCGAACCGCCCUUAGACGAGCAGCACCAGCAAUUCGCCUGGAUGAUACACCCCUGCAGCAAAUUCAGGGCUCGCUGGGACAUGACGAUGGUGCUUCUGGUGUUGUCCAACGUGGUGCUGAUUCCGGUGCAAGCUACCUACUUCGGCGGCGUCGACGACGAAGUCUUCCAGUGGAUGCUAUUCAGCCUCGUAUCAGACGCCGUAUUCGCCUUCGACAUCGUCUUCAACUUCAGGACCGGUGUGAUCGUGGAGGAGGACUACGAGCGCGUGGUGAUGGACCCGAAGUACGUGGCUCGCAGCUACCUGCACGGCUUCUUCCUCAUCGACCUGGUGUCCACGCUGCCGUGGGACUACGUGCUGGCCUUCAUGCUGGUCGUGUUCCAGCACGAGGUCGACGAAGGGGACACCUCGUUCACCAUCACCGUGCGCCUGCUCCACCUCACCAAGUUCCUCAAGCUGCUCAAGCUGCUCCGCAUCACCAGGCUCGUCCGGUACCUCGACAACGUCGAGCAGAACUACUUUUUCUACUCGAACGGCGUGUACCUGCGGCUGACCAACUACAUCGGGCUGCUGCUGCUGAUAGGCCACUGGAACGCGUGCCUGCAGUUUUUCGUCGACAGGAUGCUGGGCUUUCCUCCUGACUCGUGGGUCGCCAGGCAAGACCUCGUGGGCAAACCCUGGUUCGAGCAGUACUCGUGGUCCAUCUACAACGCCAUCUCGCAGAUGGUGUCGUGCGGCUACGGGCGCACGCCGGCUGCCAGCGUGGCCGACGCGUGGUUCAUGUGCCUCGGCAUGGCCUCCGGCACCGUGGGCUACGCACUCCUGCUCGGCUUGUGCGCUUCCACCAUACAGACCAUGGACUACUCGAGACGCCUGCUCAGGGAGAAGCUGAAAGAAGUGGAAGACUACAUGCAGUGCCAGAAGUUCCCGAACAAGCUUCGCUCUCGAAUGCGCGACUACUUCGAGAACCGCUACGAAGGUCGCGUCUUCGACGAGGCCAAGAUCCUCGCCUCACUCUCGGACCCACUCAGGGAGGAGAUCGUGAACCACAGCAUCCGGACGACGGUUCGCACGGUGCCCUUCUUCGCCCAGUCGGAUCCGACGUUCGUCGCGGAAUUGGUGUCGCGGCUGCGGAACGAGUUCUUCCAGCCGGGAGACCUGAUCGUCAAGCAGGACACCGUGGGACACAAGAUGUACUUCCUGCAGUCGGGAAAGGUGAACAUCGUCCAUGACAACGGAGUAUUCGUCGCCAGCGCCUUCCCCGGAGCCUACUUUGGAGAGAUGUGCCUUCUGACUCGGGCGCGUCGGCAGGCGAACGUGGUGGCCGAGACGUACUGCAACGUGCUGUCGCUGUCUGACGAGGACUUCCAGCGGGUGCUCGAGAAGCACCCGCUCAUGCGACGCGCGAUGGAAGCCCUCUGCGCCGAACAGGGGACCCAGAUGAACCCCGCGGCCCUGACGUCAUCCCAGCCCACUGACCCCGUUUACUGA